UUUCCGCCAUUUCUCAAUAAAUAUGGUCCCAACAAGCAGUGAAUAUGAUAUUUUGCACCGAUUCAAACGACAAGUGGGGUCAGGACCUCCGCUUUUCAUAUUAAUUCUCAUCGGAGUUUUUGUACUGAUUUUCAUCACAUGUUUCGUCGGGACUGUAGUUGCUUGCAUUCGAACUUGCUGUGGUUACGGUGGUGGAUAUGGUGGUGGAUACUAUGGAGGUGGUGGUGGAAUGUAUGCACCUGGGUACUAUGGUGGAAGAGGGUAUUAUGGAAAGGAUAAAGAAGAGAAGAAGAAGCAGGAGGAAAAGUCGAACUCUGAAAGUACCAGCCAAGUUUAGAGAAUAAAGUUUUUAUGAAGUUU
Molecule: messenger RNA, 360 nt
Organism: Caenorhabditis elegans
Lineage: Eukaryota; Metazoa; Nematoda; Chromadorea; Rhabditida; Rhabditidae
Gene: F59H6.15
Product: Conserved plasma membrane protein
Exons: 2
Coding region: 23-337 (104 amino acids)
Source: RefSeq, marked reviewed